GCCAAGCUGGCGAACAUGGAAUCCUCCCUGCGGGACAAGGCCAAGGAUUUCGGGACCGUGCGCCGCUCCUACGAGUCCAUCUCCCGGCACAACAAGGCGGAGUCGGAGCGUCUGGAGCGGCAGGUGCACUGGGAGUUCGAGAAGCUCCACAAACUGCUGCGGGACGAGGAGCAGGCGCUGCUGGCGCAGCUGCGGGAGGAGGCGCGGAGGAAACACGACCAGAUCCAGGCCAAGAUGGAGCAGCUGGCGGAGGAGAGCCAGGCCCUGCUCCGCGAGGCCCAGCAGCUCCAGAGUGACCUCAAGGAGGACGAUUUCACCUUCCUGAUGGUAAUUCCGGCCGGGAUCCAUGGAGGGGUUCAUGGAUCCCCACUGAGCCAUGACCCUCCCAUAAAUCAUUCCCAUUCCCCCCCAGUCCCGUUCAGCCUGGACCCCAACUCGGCCGCGGGCUGGCUCUCCGUGUCCGAGGACCUCUCCAGUGUCUCCAGCGGCGGCUUCAAACUCUCCGUGGAGAACCCGGAGCGCUUCACCUCCGCCCCCUGCGUGCUGGGAUCCCGCGGCUUCUCCGAGGGCUUCCACACCUGGGAGGUGGACCUGGGCGGGCUGACCAAUUGGAGAGUGGGCGUGUCCCGGCCCCAGCGCGGCUCCCAUUGGACGUUCCACCACGAUUCCCAGUCGGGUUUUUGGUAUAUCUACCACCUCCCCGGGAAGGACGAGUGCCGUGCUUCCAACGCCGUGCGCUCCGAGGCGGCGCCGGGGAACCUGCGGCGCGUGCGGGUGGAGCUGGACUGCACCGAGGGCGAGCUGUCCUUCUACGACGCCGAGCGCCGCAGCCACGUCUACACCUUCCACGAGAAAUUCGGAGGCGUCGUUUUCCCCUAUUUCUAUGUGGGCGAGGCCCAGGGCGACGCCAAAGCCAAGACGCUGCGGAUCUGCCCACUCCGGGUCCGCGUCCACGAGGAUAUCCCGGAUUAGGGGUGUCCCAUUGCCUGGGGGGUUCUCCAGGUCCUUUCCCAGAUUUUCUAGGUGGGGUUCUCCGGGUCCUUUCCCAACUUUUCAGGAGGAUUCUCCAGGUCCUUUUCCAGAUUUUCAGGGGGCCUUUUCAAGCUUUUCUGGGGGGGUUCUCCUGGUCCUUUCCCAGAUUUUCUAGGGGGGGUUCUCCAGGUCCUUUUCCAGAUUUUCAGGGGGCCUUUUCAUGCUUUUCUGGUGGGGUUCUCCAGGUCCUUUCCCAGAUUUUCUAGGUGGGGUUCUCCGGGUCGUUUCCCAACUUUUCAGGAGGGUUCUCCAGGUCCUUUCCCAGAUUUUCUAGGGGGGGGUUCUCCAGGUCCUUUCCCAGAUAUUCUGGGAAGGGCUUCUCCAGGUCCUUUCCCAACUUUUCAGGAGGGUUCUCCAGGUCGUUUUCCAGACUUUUGGGGUGCCUUUUCCAGCUUUUCUGGGGGGGUUCUCCAGGUCCUUUUCCAGAUUUUCUAGGGGGUGUUCUUCAGGUGCUUUUCCUGCUUUUCAGGGGGCGUUUUCCAGGUCUUUUUUCAGUUUUUCUGGGGGGUUUUUCCAGGUCUUUUUUUCAGUUUUUCUGGAGGGCUUUUCCAGGUCUUUUUCCUGCUUUUCUGGGUGGCUUUUCCAGGUUUUUUUCCAGCUUUUCUGGAGGGCUUUUCCAGGUCUUUUUUCAGUUUUUCUAGGGGGCUUUUCCAGGUCUUUUUUUUUCAGUUUUUCUGGGGGGUUUUUCCAGGUCUUUUUUCAGUUUUUCUGGGAGGCUUUUCCAGGUCCUUUCCCAGCUUUUCAGGAGGGUUCUCCAGGUCCUUUUCCAGAUUUUCUAGGGGGCAUUCUUCAGGUGCUUUUCCUGCUUUUCUGGGGGCGUUUUAGUUUUUUGGGGGGGCUUUUCCAGGUCCUUUUCCAUUUUUUUUUUUGGGCGGGCAUUCCCAGCAUUCCCAGGUCUUUUUCCAGCUUUUCUGCGGGCUUUUCCAAAUCCUUUUCCAACGUUUCAGGAAGGGCUUUCUCAGGUCUUUUUCCAGCUUUUCAGGGUGGGUUCUUCAGGUGCUUUUCCUGCUUUUCUGGAGAGCUUUUCCAGGACCUUUUCCAGCCUUUCUGCGAGGGUUCUCCAGAUCCUUUUCCAGCUUUUUGGGGGGCUUCUCCAAGUCCUUUCCCAUCUUUUCGGGGGUGGUUCUCCAGGUCCUUUUCUGGAAAAGCUUUUCAGGUGCUUUUCCCAGAAAAGAAAAACAAAAAAAACCCAAAAGCAGCGGGGACAAGAAGAAUGUGUUUUUGUAGUGCUUCAGGCUUUUAUCAUUAAUAAAUAUUAAUAAACUCUUCCCGUGUGGUUCCAUUCCCAAAUCC
This is a messenger RNA of Malurus melanocephalus (red-backed fairy wren), 2325 nucleotides long. Its product is annotated as E3 ubiquitin-protein ligase TRIM35-like. The transcript has 3 exons. Lineage: Eukaryota; Metazoa; Chordata; Aves; Passeriformes; Maluridae. The record is from RefSeq and is a predicted model, not a curated record. Gene Ontology annotation, molecular function: protein binding. The annotation marks the transcript as partial. Gene Ontology annotation, biological process: positive regulation of apoptotic process; innate immune response.